Aspergillus brunneoviolaceus CBS 621.78 is the source of this 249-nucleotide messenger RNA. RefSeq lists its product as uncharacterized. NCBI's taxonomy places the organism in Eukaryota, Fungi, Ascomycota, Eurotiomycetes, Eurotiales, Aspergillaceae. The record is from RefSeq and is a predicted model, not a curated record. The transcript has 3 exons. The coding region runs from base 1 to 249 and encodes 82 amino acids.
AUGCCCCUCGUCAUCCCCGGCAUCAACAACACCAGCGGCGGCUCGAGCCAGGAUGACUGGUCGCACAAACUAAUGGGCAAGACCGUCACCGAGGGAUCGAGCGACGUGAACUCAUUCGCCAAGAAAGACCUGCCGGAGACUCAUCGGAUCGUUAAGCCGGGGGAUGCGACGACCAUGGAUCAUAACCCUGAUCGGUUGAAUAUCCAUGUGGAUGAGAGCGGGACGGUCCAUAAUGUUAACUAUGGUUGA